Strongyloides ratti is the source of this 897-nucleotide messenger RNA. RefSeq names its product EG:80H7.5 protein. The coding region runs from base 1 to 897 and encodes 298 amino acids. Gene Ontology annotation, molecular function: phosphatidylinositol binding; metal ion binding. Gene Ontology annotation, cellular component: early endosome. The transcript has 2 exons. Lineage: Eukaryota; Metazoa; Nematoda; Chromadorea; Rhabditida; Strongyloididae. The record is from RefSeq and is a predicted model, not a curated record.
AUGUCAUAUGGUCAACAACGUUCUAAUAUAGAGGCUAAUGAUCGUCGUAUUGCUAGUAUUGAAGCAUUAUUUGGUAAUACUGGAAUACGUUUAAAAAAGGAAGGAAGAUAUCUUAUUGGUGAGGGUGUUCUUAUGAAAAUGUGCCGAAAGAAGCCAAAACAACGCCAAUUUUAUCUUUUUAAUGAUAUUCUUAUAUAUGCUAGUUUUGGUAUUGAUAAAAAACACUUCAACAAACAACAUGUUAUUCCUCUUGAAAAAGUUCAAUUAAUUGAUUUAAAAGAUGAAGAUAAUAAAAAGAAUGGUUUCGUUAUUCGUACACCAAAUAAAUCUUUUGCUGUUUAUGCCGCAACAAAUUCAGAAAAAAAUGAAUGGAUUAAUCAUAUUUGUAAAUGUAUAACUUAUCUUCAAAGAGAAUGUGGAAAAACACUAGCAACAGACUUUGCAGCUGAGUGGGUUCCUGAUAAGGAAGCUGUUACUUGUAUGGUUUGUUUAAAAACUGUCUUUGGUAUUAUUCAUCGUCGACAUCAUUGCCGAGCAUGUGGUAAAGUUGUUUGUGGUAAAUGUUCUAAUAAUACAUGGAAUUUACCAAAUAUUAGUUCAAAAGAUGUUCGUGUUUGUGAUCAAUGUAUUGUUCUUUUAAGGAAAGGUGAAAAAAUUAUUCCACAUGCAUAUGGAAGGACAGAUAAAAGUAAUGAUGGAUAUUUAAGAAAUAGUCAUAAUAUUCCAAUACAAUCACUUAAUGAGACAACACUUUCUGAUUCUAGUGAUGACGAAGAUGAUGAAUCAUCAAAUAACAAAAAUAUUAAAAAAACACAUCAACAAUAUGUUAGUAAAAAUGCUCAAGAUCCCUUUGAUGACUAUUUCAAUUCUGAAUUACCUAAUACUAAUUUAUUUUAA